Parnassius apollo (apollo) is the source of this 333-nucleotide messenger RNA. Lineage: Eukaryota; Metazoa; Arthropoda; Insecta; Lepidoptera; Papilionidae. The record is from the annotation of a GenBank genome assembly.
AUGAGUCGGCAAGAAAAUCGAGAUGAGUGGAUACGUCAAAAAUUGAUGGAAUCAGACAGCGAAAAUGAGUUCCUGUUAGAAAGCAGUGAAAAUGAAGAUCAUUUGAGUGUACGCAGUUGCGGUAGUGAUACUGAACAGAACAUAAGCAGUGAAUAUGACAGCGAAGAUGACGUUCCGAUAUCGAGCUUGCGAAGCCAGAAUCAAAUUCUGCUUGAAGAAGAGGAAUUAGAUGCCCAGGGUCAUAGAUACCCUCCGCAACCUCCAUGUAAUUAUUUUCACCACAUUCUCGCCGGGUUAAGACGUAAGAUGUCAUUGUUACUAGGAUUUUCUUGA